AGGUUUUCGGAAAUGGCUGAUUUCCAGGUAUAGAAGCGAAAAACCAUUCAGUGAAGUCUAAAAUGUCAAAAUGAAUUAAUACAUUUCGAUAUAUUCUUAAUAGAUGGUUCUUUUAUCGCGCAAGGCUUUAUUUACCAAUUAAAGCUAUGGGAGCCUCUGUAUCAAGUCACAGAAGGAUGGAAAGUAGGCCUAAUAGUAGCAUGUCCUUGAGUGAAAGUCGGCCUACUCCUACCUCAAGACAAAAUGAGCCAAUCUUAGCAUCAGUGCCACCUAAUGAUGAAGUAGAAAGGAAGAGACAGUCAGAUAACUUGCUGAACCUCUUGUACAAUAUUGGAGAAGACCAGGCAAAGACUGAGUGUAUAGUUCAUAGAGGAAUCAGCUGUAACAUUUGUAAUGCAAACCCUUUGACUGGAAUAAGGUAUAAAUGUUCAAAUUGCAUCGAUUAUGAUGUCUGUGCGAGAUGUGAGCCACUCUGUGACCAUGACAAGAAUCAUAUCUUCCUGAAAAUAAUUGUACCAAUUCCUCCACUUGCCAAUCCCAGAUCAACAUUAUUAUCUCCUUUCUACCCAGGGAAGAAACUGCAGUCAUCAAAAAUCACAUGGAACGAAGUGCUUGAGCUGAGAGUAAUUUGCCAUUUUGAUCCAUCGGAAAUCGAAUGCCUCUAUGAACAAUUCAAGUCAUUAUCAACUCACAAAAACGGUAUCACAAGAGAUGUAUUCAACUACUGUUUAGGACCUUUGGCUAUUCGUAAAAACGUUCUUGUUGAUCAGCUUUUCCUGUUUUAUGACCGAAACAAGGAUGGUUAUAUAAGCUUCCCUGAAUUUACAAGGGGUUUAUCAAUAUUAACUAGAGGUUCUCAAAAAGAGAAGUCGAAACAUUUUUUUAAAGCAUAUGAUAUUGACGGGGACAAUUUUAUAUCAAAAGACGACAUGCUGAAGGUACUGCAAGCACACCACCAAAUAAGUGUAGAACUGGUGAGAGACGUGGUUAAGUCUUGUGAGGAGGAGAUGCUUGCAGGAUACGAGGACACAGGGAACCGUCCUAUCUCUGCUAUUUUUAACGCACCAAUUCCACAGAGCUCGCAACAUCAAAAUCUUAAUAGUAGUUCCGCUCCGGUAAAAUCUCCAUCGAAAGACGAAAAUUUUAGCAGCUGUUUUGAAAAUGAAACAGAGACUGGGGCAUCAUCGGCUGUUGAGGCCAUGACCCAAGAUGCACUGCAAGAGUUGAUGGAAGAUAUUUUUAAGACUGCAGACACAGAUAAAGACGGACAACUCUCUCUAGCUGAAUUUAAAAAUUAUCUUCUCCUUGACCCGUCGCUGAUGACAUGGCUUGAGGCGAUAGGACCAGUUUUUUAGUGAAUAAAUCUCAAUUUUCAUUUCGUUCUUGAUGUCAUGGUUUAACUUGUUGUUUCAAUGAUUUUGCAUUGGAGGAUGAGUGCGUGGUUAAAAUCGGGCAUUAAUUUAUUAUGUUUACGCCAACGUACUUUUUUGGUCACGCUUGUUUAAGCACUCUGCUGACCCGAAAGACUUGAAAUGGUAUCCUGUGCUUGGAAGAUCUUUGGAACUUGGAAAGCGCGAACUUGUCAACCCACAGAUAUCAGUGCCUCAACAUCGGUAAAGCCAGAGGUGCAUGGACUUGUGUGGCUAUCGUUAACAUUAGUUUAGCCAUGGCACAAAUAUCUCCAGUGAAGCCAGUUUAAUCACAUCAUUUUCUUUAAUAAACCCUCUUCCUAAACAACCUAUCUUUAA
Molecule: messenger RNA, 1748 nt
Organism: Rhopilema esculentum
Lineage: Eukaryota; Metazoa; Cnidaria; Scyphozoa; Rhizostomeae; Rhizostomatidae
Molecular function (GO): calcium ion binding; zinc ion binding
Source: RefSeq, a predicted model, not a curated record